Messenger RNA from Metarhizium album ARSEF 1941, 1038 nucleotides. RefSeq names its product lipase. Bases 1 to 1038 code for a protein of 345 amino acids. The record is from RefSeq and is a predicted model, not a curated record. Gene Ontology annotation, biological process: lipid metabolic process. Lineage: Eukaryota; Fungi; Ascomycota; Sordariomycetes; Hypocreales; Clavicipitaceae. The transcript has 3 exons.
AUGUUUUGCAGGACUGCUUUUGGUUUUGCGGCCCUCGCUGCAGCCAGUGCUUCCAUUGCUGCAGACGGUUAUGCCAAGGCCCUUGAGAUCAGAUGGGGCGGCGCUCCCAUAUCUGACACGGACUUUGACAACCUCAAGUUUUACUCGCAGCACUCAGCUGCCGCAUACUGCAACAUUCGUGUCCCCAACGGCCAUGUAAUCACAUGCGGAAACAUGGCCUGUCCCCUUGUUGCGCGUAACAGGCCUACAGUAGUAGCAACUGUGGUUGGCGCUCUUACUGGAGUCGGUGCCUAUGUAGCCAUUGACUAUGUCCGUAUGGAAAUCGUCGUGUCCAUCCGCGGCAGCAAUAACAUCCGCAACUACAUCACCGACCUGGUCUUCCCCUGGAGCGAUUGCCCCUUUACGUCGCAAUGCAAGCUUCACAUCGGCUUCGCACAGGGCUGGAACGAGAUCAAGGCGUCCGUCGGCAGGGCUAUAGCCGUCUCCCGGAGAGGGAACCCGAGGUUCACCGUUGUGUUUACCGGGCACUCCCUUGGAGGAGCCGUGGCGACCAUUGGCGCAGCCUACCUCCGCAGCGGUGGUCUGCCGGUGAACCUGUAUACAUACGGAGCGCCCCGUGUCGGCAACGAGCGGUUCGCAAGCUGGUUCUCCAACGGUAUACAGGGCCGCCAGUGGCGCGUCACGCACGAAGAUGAUCCUGUCCCCCGUCUUCCCCCCAUCCUUGCCGGCUACCGCCACAUUAGCCCGGAGUACUGGCUUACUGGAGGAAAUGGCGGAAACACGUACAAGACGGACUAUACCGUCUCCGACGUCAGGGUCUGCGAGGGCGCUGCCAGCAUUGGGUGUAACGCGGGCCGCGAUGUCACCGACAUGUACGCGCAUCUGUACUACUUUGGCAGCACGGCUUCGUGCGGCAGUUUACCGUUGCAGCUAAGGGAUGUGGACGGACAAGACGGUCCCCUGCCCGAGGACAUUAGCCGUCGACUUGCUGCUUGGAGUCGUAGGGACCAGGAGAGUGUGAAGAAUGAGGGUAUCUAG